This is a messenger RNA of Lucilia sericata (common green bottle fly), 820 nucleotides long. Its product is annotated as leucine-rich melanocyte differentiation-associated protein-like. The record is from RefSeq and is a predicted model, not a curated record. Bases 18 to 680 code for a protein of 220 amino acids. The transcript is spliced from 5 exons. Gene Ontology annotation, biological process: melanocyte differentiation. NCBI's taxonomy places the organism in Eukaryota, Metazoa, Arthropoda, Insecta, Diptera, Calliphoridae.
AAAAAUAACUAAAUACAAUGGAUAAUUUAUAUGAAAAUUACUACGAUGCAAACAAAAAGCAGUUAAACCUAUCGCAUCGUAAUUUGAGAUGUCUUGACUCUGCCACUGUUGCGUCAUAUGCACAUUGUACUGAAUAUUUAGAUUUAAGUCAUAAUCGUAUUAACAAUCUAACAUGGCUCUAUGAAUUUCCCCAUUUAAAAUGUCUAAUCAUGGAUGACAAUCGUUUGAGAGAGGCACAUUUUGAAAAACUACAGAGGCCAUUGACCAAUUUACACACUUUAAUGUUAAACAAAAAUGAGUUGAGUGAUUUGCAAUCGACAGCAAGCAUUUUACAGCGUAUUUUUCCCAAUGUGGAGUACUUAAGUUUGCAUGGCAAUGCCAUGUGUCCCGAUAAUUUAUUACUGCAGCCAUUCUGUGAAUUUGUGCCGUAUGAAUAUAAUCAUUAUAGAACCGUUCUACUGCAUUCAUUGCCAAAUUUAAAAUUUCUUGAUCAUUUUUCUUUGGAUACUGCUGUGCAUUUAAAAACUUCUGCACAAACUAAUCAACUACAAGAGCAACAUCGACACCAGUCUUUACAAAACAAAAACAACACCAACAACAACUUCUUCUUCCCAUCUGAACAAACCUAUAGUGGUAUACACUCGGAGGGUAAUCGUUAUAUAACAAAUUCCGAUUUAUAAGGAAAAUGCUGCAUACUACAGAGAUUUUAUUUAACAAAGAUUAUAAAGACUUUAAUAAUACGAAUACAUACUUAAUUUAUUUUACGGUUUUAUUAAAAUAAUAUAAUUUUGAGUAAACAUUUUUAAAAUGUCCGUUAUUA